AGUGGGUUUGAAGGCACUGAUUGUGGGCAACGGCCACCUUUGGAUCCUUCGCCGUCGCGGGACCACACCCUCCUCCGUUCCUCCCUCCCUCGCUUGCCCUUCUCUGUUCAGUCGUCGCCUCCGCGCUGGGAAAUGACACCGUCCGUGCCCCUUCUUCAACUUCCUCGCACGAGGAAACAGAGGACGAUUGCACCAACACUCUGAUCGCCUCCACCGUCAUUGCGGUAGCACAAGUCCUUCGGAGAGGUGGUUUCCGAAAUUUGAUUAUCUCACCGCGAGCUUGGAGAUUCAAGAGGGGGUCUGAUCGGGUGUGCUGAUGGGUGCUGCUUGGGCGGUUUCGGUUUCGGGACUUGCAAAAGUGAAGAUUUUGGGGCAGUGGUUUUUACAGAAGUGCUGGACUGAAUGGUAUCUUAGGUUUUGCUAGCUGAGGAGCUGGUUUUUUCUUGGACAUGGAUCGAAGGAUUUCGCUUCAGACGUGUUUUGGAUCCUUGUCAUUUCUAUCAUGUGCCGUAAAUGGAAGUUCUUUGUAGUCGGAGGCAUGACAUGCUUUGAGCUCUUGAGACACUCAAAUCAGUUGUGGAGCCUUUGAUUCUCUCAACAACUGAUGCAUUCCCAACAAGUCUCAGGGGAUAGGACCCUGGUCAUGGGUCCGAAACGAGAUGGUCCGAAUUGGGUGAUGAUUGCUGGAGGUGCCAUCGUCAUGGCGGUGGGAAUCGUAAUCGGACGCAAGCAGAUCCAGUGCCAACGCGAUCAAUUCAGAGGCCGUUCUUCAAAUCUUUUGAAAGCAGAAAUUUCAACUUUCGUAGAUCCCAAAGUGACUUCAAGUAAAGGAACACCUGGUUCUCGCGGCGUAGACUAUGAGUUUGACGCUCCUCGUGUGAAGGAGCUAUUCGACGACAAUUUCUCACCUGAUGGCACUGGCUCCAAGCUCUCUUGGAAGGCACCUCGAGUGAUGGCUCAUUGGGAUGGUUCAGGGACUCCCGCUUCGUUUCAACCUCAGGUUGACUUUUACAGCUCUAAACCAAAGCGAACUUUACCAAAUAAAUCCUCUCUUCCAGCAUUCAAAAUGUGUCGCCAGAUGAAAGAUGAGACUAGUAGUGGAGAAGAACCCCCAUCAGACACAUACUCCUCCUCGGCCUUGAGGGCUGGUCUUGCAUCCAAACGUGAAAUGGUGAUACGGUUGAGGAAACAAUUGAGGAGCAGAGAUACGAUUAUUUUUGACUUGCAGGGUCAAAUUUCAGAUCAAGAUCAAGUUAUAGCAAUGCAUCGUGCUCAAACUGCGGACCUGCAAGAGCGCCUGGAUUCUACUAAUACGGAAAUAUUUAAUACAAACCUUGAGAUGCAGAGGUUACGUAAAGAAAUGAGGAUGAUAGUUGCAAAACCUGUCUUCGAUAUUGAAGAUCUCAAUGAAAGUGAUAUUUCUGACCACAAGAAGCAGCUCACAAACACUAAUUUGAAAGCUGUAUUGCUUGAAACAAACAUGCUGAAAGAAAAGAUUAUACGUUUGCAAAUUAAGAAACAAGACUUGAAGUCUCAAGUCCAAGCGUUUUCGCGAGAAUGUGAGUUGCUUUUUCGAAAAGUCUCGGCAUUAGAUGCUGAGAGAGAGGAGUUAAAGAAAUUAAUAAAUGAAAAGGGACUCAUGCUUGAAGCUAAGGAACAAGAGUGGAUCGAGCUUACUGCCGCAUUUGUCAACCUCCAGCGCAACUCGCACCCUGAAAACAGAGACAGUGACUGGACAAGAAUUAGCGACGUCAGCAGGGCAUCGGAUACUCGAAGUGAGAAUUCUAGGGGCACUUGGAGUGAUGCCUUUGACCAGCCUGUAAGUUGCAACACCUCUGAUGACUAUUGCCCACGGUCUCCAAAUAUUAUUGAUAGCGACAACCAACUUGCUGGGGAUUGUGUGCGAUCGUACAAUACGCUGUUCAGGCAAAGUCCUAGUCCAUUACACAGCGAUGGGAGUGUCUCUAAACCAGGAUCAAGGACUAAUCUUACGGGAUGUACGUGCAAGAGUAUGUGUGAUGGAAGUCCGAAUUAUGAUGGACCAGAUUGUGACAACGAUGAGACUCCUAGUCUAAGUCUGGUGUGGACUCUGCAGCAAGAAGUGUAUCAGCUUUCAGAUGCACUGGCUAGCAAGUCUAAAGCUGUGUCUCAGAAGAAGCUGGAGACAAGCCGUGUUUUGACUGAAUUUCAGGCAACUCAAGCAACUUCUAUUUCCAGACCAGAUGAGUAUGAUUGGGAAUACCUUUCACAGGUCCUCUGUUUCUCGCCUGAUGGCACGUCAACAGAACAGCUACAAGGAUUGAGCCACAAGCUCGAGAAAGUGGCUAAACAGCAACAAGUGGAGGAUGAACUUGAAGCUCUUGCUAGACAUCAAUCUAAAAUUAGAGCAUUAAGGUCACGCUUGAGUAAACUUAAUGCAAAGAGUAACGCCAAAAUGGACGAGUCAUCCAACGAAUCGGCUCUUCGGGUGGCUUGGAUGAUUUCAGACGUUGCUGAAAGAUUGAAUGUUCAGGAAGAACGAGUGCGAGAGACAUCUAUGGACAUUCAACAAUUGUCCAUGUCACUUCAACUUUCAUCACCUUACGUUCCUCGCUCCAAGAAGCAAGAAUUACGAAGGAUGCUUCAGGGAUGUGGUAAACAUGCUGAUGGUUCUAUCCGCAAUUGUGUGGUUCACAAAGACAUUCCUGUAUCACCUGGUCCUUCUGCUGACUCUAGUUAUGUUGCACCGGAGCCAAAAUCAGACAACUACUCCUCCCGGUUUUUUGAUCGUCAAAUUUCGUUCUCAUCUUUACCUCACAAGGAAGAUGCGCUUAUGCUAUCUCCAGAAAAACUUCCAGAUAAGGUGUAUGAAUUCCAAGUAGGAGCUUUCGAUCCACUUCCUACUAUCAAAACACGCAAGUCUGGGAAUCUUGGGGCUGCAAAUAGCUCACUACGAAAGUCCGCAAUUCAUCAAGGUCCCGGAACUGGGUUGAAAUGGGAUGCUGGCAUGGAGAAGCCCAUUGUACAGAAAAGUACUCGAAGGGUUUGUUUUAGCCCUGAAGAAGUGACAGGCGGCUUUUCUUUUCGUCCUUCGGCAUCUAAAGCUCUUUUAAGUCCCGAUAGCGUUAGACGUACCAAUUUUGAGGCGGAUGAUAGCGUUACGAACUCAGAGCAUUUCCAGUUCCGACCGGAAAUCCACGAAGCUUCGGAUCAGGAAACGAGCACUGAAGUUGGUGCUCAGCAUGAUUAUUCUAGCAGUUGCACACACGCCUCGUCUCAUUCUCAACCGACUAUCUCAUGGUCUGCUUCUGUAGGCCCUGAAAAUAGAGAUAACUUGAGAAGGCUUUUUUUUAAACCUGAAAAUUCUUCACACACAGGGAACUCAUCAAACACAGUACCCGAUCGUAAGAAAGAUGCAGCAAAUGAGCUGGGAGAUUCCUAUAAUACCGAAAGGGAUUAUGGAUAUGUUACUGACGAUGGAAACAUUGAAGUGCAAACUAAAAGGCCAACCGAUGAGGAUUCUCCGUCUGUUUUGGUUGCAAGUUCCAACAGUGCAAUGCUUAAGCAAGACAUGCAUUCUGGACCUGGGCCUGUGGGGAUGUCACCAUUUGCAGCUAGAAUGGCGUGUUUCGACAUGAAAAGGUCAAGCUCUUCACUCACCGCUUCACAGGGCAACGAAGGGGCUAACCAGGGGGUUUCUUUACCGUCCCGUGAUGAGGACGCAGAUGACUUGGCUUCAUAUAUUGACUUGAAGCUAAAUGUUGGAAAAGAAAAUCUAAGAUCGAAUGGACUCUUUCAAUUUGGAAGUCAAUCUGUAUCUCGCAUGAUUUCAAGCAAGGACAACUGGGAGGAGAGUCAAGCUAUGUCAGGAAAAGAUAUAUUCCGCUGUGAUCGAAGACGAUGGAACUCCUCUCAAGAUUCUUGUCGCUGAUUUACCGAGCUAAGUGGGAAAGUUUCUCUGAUGAUUGGUGAUUACUCAGUUCUUUUUGAUGUGUUGUAGGUGAUGCUAUACCCUCAAGACCUCAAGACUGUCAACAAGCAAAAUCUCAUUGCUUUGAAGCUCUAGACAGCUUCCUAGUGAGCAUUCACAUUUCGAACUGUGUCCAAUGUUUGAGACUGGUUGUCUAAGAAGUAAAGACUGGGAGGUUUCGUAUAUCUGUACCUAUAUAUAUGUAGAAUAAUUCACAAGUUCUUAAUUUAUUGCACGAAAAAAUAGAUUCUUCGUUUUCAAAAUUAUAUUUAGCUGUGAUGUAAAGCAUGUUAAUGUAACAUUAAAAUUACAUUCAAUAAGUUGAUGAACAAUGGACUUAAACUUGAGGCUUGGGUUUACAAAACCAGGCUAUGUUUCAGUCAUAAAUUAUUACUUAAGGAGUGUUUAUUUCUUAAA
Molecule: messenger RNA, 4366 nt
Organism: Physcomitrium patens
Lineage: Eukaryota; Viridiplantae; Streptophyta; Bryopsida; Funariales; Funariaceae
Source: RefSeq, a predicted model, not a curated record